AUGCUAUCAAACGGCCAGCCUCAGCACCGUCCACAGCCUCGUCAGGACAUCAAGCCUACUGUGAUCCCCGAAAGUCCUCCGCCACCGACUAAACGCCAAACCCGCGAGGCUCCUGUGGACGUUGAUGGGUUGUCGUCCCCUACCACUCGCCAAACACGCGCCAGUGCGAGGACUAUCAGUAGGGUGCGAUCGCCUACGCCGAAAGGAUGGAGCGAAUCAACUCCGGGAUGGCGAGGACAGUGGAGAAACUCGCUAGUCUUUCCUGCAGAAGGCAAAAGCCGUGCUACCGUCGAUUUGGAUGACAUCCCGAGACUAGACGAAGGUCAAUUCCUCAACGACAACCUGAUCAUUUUCUACCUACGGUAUCUUCAGUAUCACCUAGAAAAGGAAUACCCAGGUCUAGCGGAAAGGGUCUACUUUCACAACACCUUUUUCUAUGACAAACUGAAGCCGUCUCGCGCCGGUGGGGCAAUCAACUACGAUAGCGUCAAAAGUUGGACCUCCAAAGUUGAUCUGUUCCAGAAAGACUUCAUCAUCGUACCCAUCAAUGAGUAUUCCCAUUGGUACGUCGCUAUCAUCUACAAUGCGCCGAAACUUCUCCCGCAGCCCGGCAACCCAGACGUGGCAGGGGCAGCAAUUAGUAGCGCUGCUCAAAACCCAAUUUCGCUCGAUUAUGAUCGUAUCAUCACACUGGAUUCCCUCGGAGGCGCUCAUUCCCCUGCAUGUCAAGCCCUCACCAAAUAUCUCGUGGCCGAAAUGAUGGACAAGAAAGACAUUGCCAUUGAGCCACCCAAGUCACUGGGAAUGACAGCCAAGGACGUACCCCAGCAACAUAAUUAUUGUGAUUGUGGCUUGUUUCUUCUGGGAUAUAUCCGUCAAUUACUGCAGGAUCCAGACAGCUUUGUCCGCAAUAUACUC
Pseudomassariella vexata is the source of this 918-nucleotide messenger RNA. RefSeq lists its product as uncharacterized. Gene Ontology annotation, cellular component: cytoplasm; nucleus. The annotation marks the transcript as partial. The transcript is spliced from 2 exons. The record is from RefSeq and is a predicted model, not a curated record. Lineage: Eukaryota; Fungi; Ascomycota; Sordariomycetes; Amphisphaeriales; Pseudomassariaceae. Gene Ontology annotation, molecular function: SUMO-specific endopeptidase activity. Gene Ontology annotation, biological process: protein desumoylation.